ACAGCCCCGGGCGCUCUGGGGCGCACAAAGCGCAGGCGCGGCGGGUUGGGAGGCCGCAGCACCAAGUAGCGGCCGUUUUGGCAGCAGCGUCGCAACAGGUGUAGACAGGUUCCGCCUGACUCUGCCCUGGAAAGUCCUUUUGAGGAAAUGGCCCUGGUGAGGGGCGGCUGGCUGUGGAGACAGAGCUCCAUCCUCCGCCGCUGGAAGCGGAAUUGGUUCGCCCUGUGGCUGGAUGGAACCCUGGGCUACUACCACGAUGAGACUGCGCAGGAUGAGGAGGACCGCGUGCUCAUCCGCUUCAACGUCCGAGACAUAAAGAUAGGCCAAGAGUGCCACGAUGUGCAGCCCCCAGAGGGCAGGAGCCGAGAUGGCCUGCUGACCGUGAACCUACGAGAGGGCGGCCGCCUGCACCUGUGUGCAGAGACCCGGGAUGAUGCCAUGGCAUGGAAGACGGCACUGCUGGAGGCGAACUCCACCCCGGUGCGCGUCUACAGCCCCUACCAGGACUACUAUGAGGUUGUGCCCCCCAACGCUCACGAGGCCGCAUAUGUCCGCAGCUACUAUGGACCGACCUAUGUCCCUGGCCCUCACGGGCUCUCUCUCCGCAGGCCCCGGCGUGACGCACGUAGUGGUCCGGGAGGAUCCUUGCUACAGCGCGGGCGCCCCCCUGGCCAUGAGCAUGCUUGCGGGAGCCGCCACGGGUGCAGCACUCGGCUCGCUCAUGUGGUCGCCCUGCUGGUUCUGAGCCCUGGACCCGGCGCGUAGACCAGAAAGACCCCUUUCCUGCUUAGUCCCACCCUCCACCGUCCAAGCCCUGUCCCACUUGGCCCCUUAGCUUCCAUUAGCCCCUUCUGGGCUCGGAUCGUUCCUCCCACUCUCCACCCUCACCCCGCACAUCAGAAGAAGCUAUCAUCCCAGACAUAAACAUAGCUCAAAAUUCUUUUAUCUACUGCUAGACACCCCAGAAAUCCGUUGUAGACACAUAUGGGUAUGUUUCCCCCAAACACGCCAGGAUGCAGAAAAUGCAACUCAUGGGUCUUCAAGUUGCCCAGGCAUUGGACACACAGGAAUCAGGUUCUUUCCUCUGGCAGCUCCAGGCUCGGUGGGGCAGACUGGAGUAAACGAACACUUUACAAGGUGGAGUUAUCAGUCUUUUGACAAUAUGACGGCAAAGAAUGAGGAAGGUAGGCUAGGAAUAAAGAAAGUUGUUGGCAAGAGUGCAGAGCUGUGAACAUAAUGGCACAUCCAAAGAAUUGAAUGGGAGUUCAUUUGGGCUGGGGUGUGGGCAGGGGUCAGAUCAUGAUGGCCCUCCAGGCUAAGGAGGUUGCUGGCUAAGGGGGGUGGUGUGAGCUUUUUGGAGGGAAGUUUCAUGAUUGCACCAUAAUGAAUAUAUUGCCUGUUUUAAUACCCAAACCCCAAAACACUCCCUGAGUUUAGCCCCAUCCUUCCCAGCUACCAGAUUUCUGGGUCCUUUGUUCCUUCAGUGUUGAGAAAGCACCUGUUUUCCAUGUCAAGGGGCCUGGGGCAGCAAUUGAGCUGAACCUGGGGUCCUCUUCCUGGGGGGCAGGUGAGCUCUCUUUGUGACUCGCUGUAGGUUGGUGCCUCCAUCAAGAAAUGCAUUUGUAUUCCCCAAAAGCUUGGCCCUCUAUCCAUAGCUGUGGCUAUCACCAUCUCAGGCUUUGUCUCUUCCUUCACUCUGGGGGAGAUGGCAGUGUUCACCUCUGGGACCUGGUCCACCUUCGUCUCAGUCCUGAAGGCCCCACAUGUGCCUCUCUGCAGGUGGCCCAGCAGUCUCCCCAUUUGGUCCCCUUCUAGUCUCCUCCCCCAUCCUGUCCCAAUCACUAGUAGAAAUGCUAACAUCCCUGCCCAGUAGCCAGAGUAGCCUGCUAAAGUUCCCUUGUAGAUAGGGGCUCUAGUUGCCCUGCUGCAAAGACUAAUAAAGGUGUGGUUGUCUCUAGCCCUGACUCUGGCUUUGUUUGUUCCUCCAGGGGGGCCCUGUUUCCCUGGAACACUUCUAUGACUCAGCACCUACUAGUACCUUCUCUGGUAUAGUGAGAAGAGUGUGGAUUCUGAUGUCAGGUAGAAUUGGUGGCAGCAUGUUAGCUGAGCAAUUUAGGGCAAGUCACUUAACAUUUCUGUAUCUUGCUUUCCCCACCCAUAAGCUGGCAGGUUGAAGUUGGCUGUCCCUGAGGGCUUGAGAGGAGAGGCUGCAUCAGAAUCUCUGUCAUCUGAGCUGAUGGGUGAUCCAGGUCAUGCCCUGCCUGCUUUCUGAGAGCCCUGUGGUGUUGGGUGGGGUCUUUUCCAGUAGGUUCCCAUCCUCCUAGAGCUGAGUCAAUGAGUUGGACUCAUAGAGACAAAGGUGGUCAGGGAAGGAAACAACCAUCUUACAUCAGGCCUUUUGAGGCUGCGAGCAACAGGAACCCCCAUGCUCAAACUGAUUUAAUCCCAAGAAGGGAAAAUAUUGGGCCACAUACCUGAGAAGUCCAGAAACUGCUUGGUCCAGGGACUCAAAUAUUAUCACUUAGACUUUGCUUUGUUUCCAUCUUUACAGCCACUGGGCUGGCUCAUUCAGAGAUUGCAGUGAUAUUCAGCAGCUCUAGACUAAUGCCCUUCUUGGUUCAAGUCUAGCCAAGAGAGCUUCUCUUCC
Kogia breviceps (pygmy sperm whale) is the source of this 2647-nucleotide messenger RNA. NCBI's taxonomy places the organism in Eukaryota, Metazoa, Chordata, Mammalia, Artiodactyla, Physeteridae. The record is from RefSeq and is a predicted model, not a curated record.